AUGGUCUUCCCCGUCCCCAUCGCCGCCGCCGCCGCCACCGGUGCCGGCGCCCUCGCCGGAGCCGCCUACCUCAACGCGCGCUUCUCGCUCGCGCACGACCUGCUCUUCUUCCGCAUCUUCGGCGCCACGCUCUUCCGCCUGUUCCGCGCGGGGCGCGCCGGCCGCCUCAACGUCUUCUACGUGCUCGAGGCGCAGGCGCUCGACAAGACAACGGGGGCGAAACCCUUCCUCCUCUUCGAGGGCCGGGCGGUUACCUAUGCCGAGACGUAUGAGACGGUGUUGCGGUAUGGGCUUUGGUUGCGCGAGUGCCGGGGUGUGCGUGAAGGGGAUGUCGUGGCGCUGGAUUACCAGAAUUCGGACACGUUUGUCUUGUUGUGGUUUGCCCUGUGGGCGGUCGGCGCGAAGCCCGCGUUUAUCAACUACAACCUGCAGGGUGCCGCGCUGGCGCACUGUCUGCGGGCGUCGACGGCGAAGUUGGCGAUUGUGGAUCCGCGCGUGGCGGAGAGUGUGUCCGAGGACGUUCGGCGGGAGGUUGUCGGUAUGGAGUUCGUUGUGUUCACGCCCGAGUUGGAGGUGGAAGCGCAGGGGCGGGAACCGGUCCGGUACCCGGAUGCGGUGAGGGUGGAAAGGGAGCCGACCGAUAUGGCCAUGUUGAUUUACACGUCUGGGACGACGGGGAUGCCGAAACCUGCUAUCAUCUCGUGGGCUAAGGUUUACGUGGCUGCCAAUAUGUCGUCCAAGGGAACGAGUGCGAAGCCAAGCGAUGUCUUCUACACGCGCCGGCUCCUGUCUAGCAGUAGGCAGCGCGCUGCUUCUUGGGGCCACCGCGGCCAUCGGGCGUCGCUUCUCCACCAAAACGUUCUGGAAGGAAGGGCUUUAUCCAGCCUGCGGACGACCCUCGUCCGGGUAGACAAUGAGACCGAGCUUCCGUGGCGGGAUCCUAAGACGGGGUUUUGCCACCGUGCCAAAACUGGUGAAGCCGGCGAGUUCAUCGUCAGGUUGCCUGCGGACGAUAUCAAGAAAAGGUUUCAAGGGUAUUAUGGAAAUGCAGAGGCCACAAAUUCGAAGAUCAUGCGUGAUGUGUUCCGGAAAGGAGAUGCAUGGUUCCGCUCAGGCGAUGUGCUCCGAUGGGAUAGCGAUGGAAGGGUCUACUUCCACGACCGUAUUGGUGACACAUUCCGCUGGAAAAGCGAGAAUGUGUCUACUGCUGAAGUCGCCCAGAUCCUCGGCCUGCACCCGACGGUUCAAGAAGCCAACGUCUACGGCGUGCAGCUGCCGCAUCAUGACGGCCGAGCCGGAUGUGUGGCAAUCGUGUUAGACACUCCAAAAGCGAAUGCCCAGGCGCUGGCUAGCUUGGCUUCGCACGCAAUGGAGAAGUUGCCGAGAUACGCGGUACCGUUAUUUGUACGUCUAGUCAAGGAAUUGGGCGCGCAGACGACGGGGACAAACAAGCAGCAGAAGCAUGUUCUGCGCCAGCAAGGUGUUGACCCUUCCAAGGUCGAAGACGAUGUCUUAUUCUGGUUGAAGGGAGGGACAUAUGUUCCGUUUCGUCCAGCGGACUGGAAGGCUCUGGAGCAAGGGGCCGUGAAGUUGUAA
Chaetomium globosum CBS 148.51 is the source of this 1596-nucleotide messenger RNA. RefSeq lists its product as uncharacterized. Lineage: Eukaryota; Fungi; Ascomycota; Sordariomycetes; Sordariales; Chaetomiaceae. The record is from RefSeq and is a predicted model, not a curated record. Gene Ontology annotation, molecular function: long-chain fatty acid transmembrane transporter activity; long-chain fatty acid-CoA ligase activity. Bases 1 to 1596 code for a protein of 531 amino acids. The transcript has 4 exons.